Molecule: messenger RNA, 1492 nt
Organism: Malurus melanocephalus (red-backed fairy wren)
Lineage: Eukaryota; Metazoa; Chordata; Aves; Passeriformes; Maluridae
Gene: TFPI
Product: tissue factor pathway inhibitor
Exons: 10
Coding region: 321-1427 (368 amino acids)
Biological process (GO): negative regulation of peptidase activity
Cellular component (GO): extracellular region
Molecular function (GO): serine-type endopeptidase inhibitor activity
Source: RefSeq, a predicted model, not a curated record
UGCCGCUGCUGCAGAUCUCUGACUUGUACCAGAGCGAGCCCAUGUGCUCCACAAACAACCAGAGCAGCGGCGAGCUGAGUAAUCCCCGUCAGGAGUCCGCUCUAGGAAGAUCAGGUUGCAAUCCUGCCUUUGUAGCUUUACACCACACCCCUUCAACGGGAAUUACAGGGGAGGAUCAUAUUCAGCUCUGAUUCAGGAAUUCCCUCUUUCUUGAAGAACUGUUGCUAGGAGUUUGGUGCGCUUGAAAAGCAGCAUUUGCARCCUUCAUAAAAGCAGAAGGAAGGUGGGACUUUAAAUGAAACAGUGUCAUCAGAGGGAAGAUGAAAGGAAGAAAGAAGGGAUGUUCCCUACCUUCAGCCUUUGUCUUGCUGUUCUUCUGUACCGCCGGGCACACAACUGCUGAGCCGGAUGGCAGCAAAGGAGAGCAUGUUGUGGGAGCUGCUUUGCCACCACUGAGGCUUGGGCACUCCUUCUGUGCCAUGAAGGCAGAUGAUGGUCCGUGCAAAGCCAUCCACAUCCGCUAUUUCUUCAACAUUAAAAGCCGCAAGUGUGAAGAAUUUGAAUAUGGUGGAUGCCAUGGCAACAAAAACAACUUCCUAACKCGUGAGGAAUGUCAGAAGAYGUGUGUGGUAACAGAAUUGCCUCAGAGGACGGUGUUAGCAAAAAUUAAGAAAGCAUUGUUUCCAGAAAAGCCUGACUUCUGCUUCCAUGACCAAGAGCCUGGAAUCUGCCGAGGUUAUUUCACCAGGUACUUCUACAAUAAAGAGACAAAAUUAUGUGAAGCAUUYAAGUAUGGUGGGUGCCUAGGAAACCAGAACAACUUCAGGAGUUUGGAAGAGUGCCAGAAUAUCUGCGAAGACAGCUCAAACUUAUUGCCAACUGUCACAGCUGAAGAGCAUCCUGACACUGUGAAUAGUAGUUUUCCAGCAGAAGAUUAUCCGAACAGUGUGAACAGCAGCUCCCCAGCARAAGAGCAUCCUAACAGUGUGAACAGCAGCUCCMCAGCAGAAGAACCUAGCCAGUCUCCUGGGAUUUUGGUUAAUUUGUUGCCAACUGCUCCAGAUGAGAAGUCCAACACCCUGAACAGUAGUUUGCCAAAGGAGGAGCCCAACCAGUUCCCCAUUUUUUUUGAACCACGUCCAAUCCCUUCUUUGUGCCUGACCCCUAUGGACAGAGGACUCUGUAGAGCCAAAGAAUUGAGAUUUUUCUUCAACUACUCGACUGGAAGGUGUYGCCCAUUUAGCUACAGUGGUUGUGGUGGGAAUGAGAAUAAUUUCGUCUCCAGAAAGUCAUGUUUGAGGAUCUGCAAGAAAGGAUUCAAUAAGAAAAAAGGGGAAAGAAGAUUAAUAAGAAUCAAGAAAAAAAGAAAGAAACAACCAGUAAAGGCUCUGGGUGGGGAAGUCACCCCUGAAAGAAUGCAAGUUUAAUAUUUUUGGAAAUGUGAAAUAAACRACUCUUCGCCUGUGAAUGAAAGAURAAAGUCUUCCGUGUA